AGGAGGGGAGGGGGGGCAGCAAACAGCCCAGGGGAAAGAUUCAGCCCAAAGCACAUUCCUGGCCGGGCGCCCGCAGCCCGAGGUGGGGUGUUGGCUCCGCUCCACCCAACCGACCCGGCAAGUCUGGAUCCGCCGUUAGCCGGGCGGAGCCUUCGCCCAACCAGGGCAGAGGGGCCGGGCCAGCCGGGCUGCCGAGGGCGGUGGCCGGGGCUGGGCGAGGCUCAGAGAGCGCCCCAGAGUCUGUUCCUCGCUGCGCUCCGCUUCUCUCCUCCGCUGCAGCCAUGUCGAAGUUCCCCACGUCCCCGACGGAAACGGAGCGCUGCAUCGAGUCCCUGCUGGCCGUCUUCCAGCGCUACGCCGGGCGCGAAGGCGACAACUGCACGCUCUCCAAGAAGGAGUUCCUCAGUUUCAUGAACGCCGAGCUGGCUUCCUUCACAAAGAACCAGAAGGACCCAGGAGUCCUGGACCGGAUGAUGAAGAAGCUCGACUUGAAUUGUGACGGGCAGCUGGACUUCCAGGAGUUCCUGAACCUAAUUGGGGGCAUCGCGCAGGCUUGCCACGUUGCACUGUGCGUGCAGGCUCCCCCCGGCCACCAUCCGACCAAGAAACUGUGACCCCACCCAACCCACACCUACAGCCCAGCAAACAUUCCCGAUGCACCCUGUGCAAGACCAACGGUCAGCUGCAGACCUGCCCCCAGCAUGUGUGUGUGUGUGUUGAGGGGCUCUCCUUGCUUUUGUAUCAGUAAAAGAAUGGUAUAAAAAUUC
Messenger RNA from Trachemys scripta elegans, 767 nucleotides. RefSeq names its product S100 calcium binding protein A11 (gene S100A11). The transcript is spliced from 3 exons. The record is from RefSeq and is a predicted model, not a curated record. NCBI's taxonomy places the organism in Eukaryota, Metazoa, Chordata, Testudines, Emydidae. The coding region runs from base 282 to 614 and encodes 110 amino acids. Gene Ontology annotation, cellular component: cytoplasm. Gene Ontology annotation, molecular function: calcium ion binding; calcium-dependent protein binding. Gene Ontology annotation, biological process: regulation of cell population proliferation.